Closterium sp. Naga37s-1 is the source of this 918-nucleotide messenger RNA. Lineage: Eukaryota; Viridiplantae; Streptophyta; Zygnematophyceae; Desmidiales; Closteriaceae. The record is from the annotation of a GenBank genome assembly.
AUGAAGCACACAGACUGGCUACAUCACCCUGAGUCUGCUGGUCAGGUGGUGGCUGCUGCUGCUGAGGGAGCAGCAGCCGUGGCAGAAGCAGCAAAGCAGCAAGUAGUUGCUAGGCUGACUGCUGUAGCCGGGACUGUAGCGGGGACAGUAGCCGGGACUGUAGCGGGGACAGUAGCCGGGACUGUAGCAGGGACUAUAGCAGAAGCGGCAAAGCAGCAGGUUGUUGCAAGUCUUCUGGUGGGGCAGGAGGAGGGAGGGAAGGAGGAGGAGGAGGAGGAGGAGGAGGAGGAGGAGGAGGAGGAGGGGAAGGAAGGGGAGGGGGGGGGGGAAGGAGGAGGGGGAGGAGUGAAAGGUGGUGUUGCAAGGAAACCGGGGAGGAAGCACAGGCACAGCCAAAGCGUGGACUUUGCUUCUAUGACCAAGAAAAGGGACUGGCUUCACAGCCCUGAGUAUGACAGUCAGGUGCUGGCUGGUGUUUCAAAGGGUGAAACAGCAGCAGCAGCAGCAGCAGCAGCAGCAGCAGCAGCAGUGGCGGCAACAGCAGCAGUGGCAGAAACAGGGUCCGGAAAACGCAAUCCUGAUGUUUCAAGGGUGGAAGGAGGGAGCAGAGGAAAGGGAGGAGGAGGAGGAGAAGGAGGAAAAGGAGGAGGAGGAGGAGGGGCAGAGGAUUCACCUCCGUCUCUCUCAUCACGCACCCGUUCCAAUCCUCUCACACGCUCAUCCAGACCUCCUUCUCUUACUCUCCCUCGCCAAACCUCCUUUCUCACUGCUACCCCACCUCGAUCCCCCUCUUUCACCCUUCCACCUCACUCUCCCUCUCUCACUACCCCACCUAAGUCUCCUUCUUCCUCUCUUCCCCCUCGAUCUCCUACAUCAAAGCUCCCAUCUCGAUCCCCUCCCUUCACCUCCCCAUCUUGA